Molecule: messenger RNA, 795 nt
Organism: Fusarium redolens
Lineage: Eukaryota; Fungi; Ascomycota; Sordariomycetes; Hypocreales; Nectriaceae
Exons: 3
Coding region: 1-795 (264 amino acids)
Source: RefSeq, a predicted model, not a curated record
AUGGAUUUGAAUGGUAACCCAAGAGUGAGGGCCCUAUUCGCUACUCAAAUCACCUGUCUAGUCGUUGUAUGGGCCGUAACACUUGUCCGGUUUGGAAUAAAGCUGGCACUGAAACGGCAACGAACCUGGGACGACACUUGGAUGUUUACUGCAGCUGCUCUGUUUACUACAAUGAGUGCGCUUAUUAUGCGUGGCAUUGCUCUGGGAGGAAUUGGGCAGGAUGCUAGCCAAUUGACUUUGCAGAAAAUAUCUACCGGUUUACAAACCUGGUACUUUGGAGAAAUCCUUUAUGGACUCUUGUCUCUGUGCAUCCGUCUUUCAAUUACCCUUUUCCUCUUCCAACUUCUGAGACAACCGAGCCACAUAUGGGUCCUUUCUGGCUGUUUAGCAGUUGUUCUUAUUACAACCCUAUGCUUCUUAUUGGCAACUAUUUUCCAGUGUUCCCCAGUUCGCUUCUACUGGGGACGGUUCUCAUCAUCUGAUAACCAUGGAACCUGUUCAAAUACUCAACUUGUACGUACCACAGCGAUUGCUCAUAGUAUCGUUGCCGCGUUGAGCGACUGGAUCAUGACAUUGUUACCCGCAACAUGUCUCUGGAAAACUCGAACUGCAACGAGCUCAAAGAUAACAGGUACUGGUCUAAUCAGCCUUGGUAUUUUCGCCGGGAUAGCAAUGAUUGUUCGUAUCCCUCAAAUUAAGUCAGUGGCCUUGACCAGUGACUUUUUAUACUCGAGCAUGUUAGUCAUGAACUCACAGGAGCUACUCAACUCCCACGACCCUUUAUCUUUGUAUUAA